CACCAUCCACUCCCACAUCCACACGCUGCUUCCCGCUGAGCUGUCACUGGAAACGCCGCUCCACGCUGCGCCAGCUCUGCGCGUCCAGCUGCGCUCACAUCUGAUCCGGGACCGGAGCCUUUAGAAGCCGGUACAGAACCGACCGGAGACCACGAACCGGGAGUAAAACAGAGAAACAUGGCUUCUGACGAUAACGAGAUCUCUGGACUGUCCGAUGACCAACUCCAAAUACUGGAGGACAAUUUCAGGAUCAACAGACAUCCAGAGGGGACGAGCCUCAUGCUGAUCGCUGCUGAGGUCGGAGUGUCGGAGGAGGGCGUACAGAGAUGGUUCAAGCUGCGCAUGGCAAAGUGGAGGAAGGAGCAGGGUCUACCACCAGCAAUUGGAUCAGUGUUGGACUGAGAUUUUCUGACCUCCUUCUGAUGCACAAACUCUUCUUAGCCGACCUUCUUCCUCCUCAACGGGCUGACCUACCUUUUCUCUUCGCCUCACCAUAUGUCCAUCCCUCCUGUUUGUAUCUAUGAAGCUCCUUUGUCUUUGCAGAAUAUGAAGUUGUUGGUGUAUCAUUGUAACUGCCUUGUUUACAUAAAUAAACAUGAUGCUAUUGUAAGUGGAAGGAAUUUGCUUUUACAUUUGACAGGAUGCAGCAGGAUUAUACAAUGGAGGGAGGAUGGAGUGCUUGCUUUUGUUUUUUAGUUGGUCUCAGCAGUAAAAAGAUGUAAGAGAAUCACUGCUUUACAAUACAUAUGAAACAUAUGUGGUUUAAUCUGGAAUGUUACCAUGGAGACGGUGAGGGAAACAAUGGGUUAAACCAGUGCAGGUGAUGUAAUUUGUUCCCUUUAUUCCCAAAAGCUAGCGUCUGUGUCUUAAUGUUGCACUCCUUCCUCACAUUUGUGAUGUUUUGAUUCCUUUUUUAUUGCUCUUUUAUGUUUUUAUUUUUGUACAGUACUUCGGUCAACUGCUAUGUUGUAUUUUAAGUGCUUUAGAAAUAAAGUGACAUGGUGUAGAAAAGUCUGAA
Molecule: messenger RNA, 1018 nt
Organism: Poecilia reticulata (guppy)
Lineage: Eukaryota; Metazoa; Chordata; Actinopteri; Cyprinodontiformes; Poeciliidae
Gene: hopx
Product: HOP homeobox
Biological process (GO): cell differentiation; regulation of transcription by RNA polymerase II
Cellular component (GO): nucleus
Molecular function (GO): DNA binding
Source: RefSeq, a predicted model, not a curated record